AUGGGAAAGCCGAAAUAUAGACAAUUUUCACAAUCUCAAGACGACAUUUACGUUAUUGGAGAACAUAAGCACGUCAGAUACAGGCGGAUCUUGAACAAUCGUCGAUGUCGUUUCACCCUCGUUAUUGUCCUUGCGCUGGUUUUGCUGUGUACGACCCCUAUUUUGAUUUGCAAGUUCAUCGGAUGCGGAUCCAUCGAUCGCCGUGCGGAUGGGAUUGACGAUGUUGAGAUCAAGCUGAGCGAAACGUUGUAUCUUCCUAAAGUCAGUCCAGGAGGUGAGAAACAAAGUAUUCCAUCAACUGAUGGUGGCGAUAUGACAGCGACAAACGUGAAGGAAACUGGCGAGAAGACUGUAGCCCGAAAAGAAGGCAAGCAUGAAGUUCACUCUGGCAGUGGUGAUAGGAGCAGCGAUCACGAGGAUGUUGAGAAAGAAGAUAUCGGCUCUGGUGUGUCAUCUGGUGAUAAAACUGGGGUUUACGAGACAAUGGAAAAGCACGCCGACUCUGGUAGCAGUGGUGAUAAAGGUGGAGCAUACGAAGACAUGGAAAAGGAAAUUAACUCUGGUAAUAGCGCUGUCGAGGACAUGAAAAAAGAGGUGGGCUCUGGUGGUGUUGAUAAAAGUGGGGCUUACGAGGACAUGGAAAAGGAGAUGGGCUCUGGUGGUGUUGAUAAAAGUGGUGCAUACGAGGACAUGGAAAAGGAAAUGAGCUCUGGUAGUGUACCUACAACUGGGGCUUACGAGGACAUGGAAAAGGAGAUGGGCUCUGGCACUGAUGAUAAAAGUGGGGCCUACGAGGACACUGAAAAGGAGAUGGGCUCUGGCACUGAUGAUAAAAGUGGGGCUUACGAGGACAUGGAAAAGGAAAUGAGCUCUGGUAGCGUACCUGCAACUGGGGCUUACGAGGACAUGGAAAAGGAGAUGGGCUCUGGCACUGAUGAUAAAAGUGGGGCCUACGAGGACACUGAAAAGGAGAUGGGCUCUGGCACUGAUGAUAAAAGUGGGGCUUACGAGGACAUGGAAAAGGAGAUGAGCUCUGGUAGUGUACCUACCACUGGAGCUUACGAGGACACAGAAAAGGAGAUGGGCUCUGGCACUGAUGAUAAAAGCGGGGCUUACGAGGACAUGGAAAAGGAAAUGAGCUCUGGUAGUGUACCUGCAACUGGAGCGUACGAGGACAUGGAAAAAGAAAUGGGCUCUGGCACUGAUGAUAACAGUGGGGCCUACGAGGACACUGAAAAGGAGAUGGGCUCUGGCACUGAUGAUAAAAGUGGGGCUUACGAGGACAUGGAAAAGGAAAUGAGCUCUGGUAGUAUACCUACAAAUGGGGCUUACGAGGACAUGGAAAAGGAGAUGGGCUCUGGCACUGAUGAUAAAAGUGGGGCCUACGAGGACACUGAAAAGGAGAUGGGCUCUGGCACUGAUGAUAAAAGUGGUGCAUACGAGGACAUGGAAAAGGAGAUGAGCUCUGGUAGUGUACCUGCAACUGGGGCUUACGAGGACAUGGAAAAGGAGAUGGGCUCUGGCACUGAUGAUAAAAGUGGGGCCUACGAGGACACUGAAAAGGAGAUGGGCUCUGGCACUGAUGAUAAAAGUGGUGCAUACGAGGACAUGGAAAAGGAAAUGAGCUCUGGUAGUGUACCUGCUACUGGGGCUUACGAGGACAUGGAAAAGGAGAUGGGCUCUGGCACUGAUGAUAAAAGUGGGGCCUACGAGGACACUGAAAAGGAGAUGGGCUCUGGCACUAAUGAUAAAAGUGGGGCUUACGAUGACAUGGAAAAGGAGAUGGGCUCUGGCACUGCUGAUAAAAGUGGGGCUUACAAGGACAUGGAAAAGGAUAUGGGAUCUGGUACUGUUGAUAAAAGUGGGGCUUACGAGGAUAUUGAAAAGGAGAUGGGAUCUGGUAGUUAUGUGAAAACUAGGGCAUAA
Messenger RNA from Lineus longissimus, 1926 nucleotides. RefSeq lists its product as uncharacterized. The transcript has a single exon. Lineage: Eukaryota; Metazoa; Nemertea; Pilidiophora; Heteronemertea; Lineidae. The coding region runs from base 1 to 1926 and encodes 641 amino acids. The record is from RefSeq and is a predicted model, not a curated record.